CCUUACACACACACACAAGUGGCUUGUUUGUUCAUAGGGAAAAGGAUCACGUGACAUGUGUGAACGCGUCUCUGAUUGGUUAGCUGUUAGAAGUGAUUUCUUUUAUGUCUAUAGAUUCUCGAGGGAUGUCUUCUGCUAGAUUUGACUUAAAAACUAGCGUCUUCACUAAUAUUGUACUUUUUUCCACUGCAUCAUUCAAUUGAAAAGCAAUAUUUCUCGUGACCAGUGCUUUCAUAUGGGUUAGUAACAUGGGUUUAGUCAUUGGUCACGUGCACUAGGACCUACCACUUGCAUAUUUAGAAAGCUAGGAUCCAAAAUAUGCUGUCUAGAAGUAGCAUUGUCAAGUAAUAAAACACUGUAGAUGAAGACAAGCAGUUCCAGCUUAUCCUCUUUAAUUGAUACCCUCAUUGCUUCACAUUUAUGAACGUUUCAACUAACUCCAGACUCCAUUUUUUGCUAAAAAAUAAAUAGUGCUUUGUGUGUAGCGCAAAGUAUCAGCCUCUAUAUAAAUCCCUGAACCCCUUUUAGUUGUUUAUAUCAAAAACCCAUUUGUGUUUGGAACGCAAAAUGGUGAAAAGUUUAGCUCUUUCUCUGAUUCUCUUUGUUCUGUAUGCGUCCACCGCAGCUAUAGCCACGGCCAGAAACCUUGGAGAGGAAUCUAGUGAUGAUACAGAGUUCGUGAAAGCCUCUUGUGAGACAACAACUUACCCGGAACUAUGCUUUCAGUCUCUGUCUUCGUAUGCAAGCGAGAUCAAGAAGCGCCCUCGUCAGCUCGCUGAGACAGCGCUUGCUGUUAGCUUGGCUCGAGCAAAGUCAGCCAAAACUUAUGUCUCGGACAUGACUGACUAUAAAGGAAUCACAGAGAGGCAGCACGAGGCUGUCUCGGACUGUGUAGAAGAGAUGGGAGAUACUGUUGACAGGUUGAGAAGUUCGCUCAAGGAACUGAAGCAUCUGGAGGAAGGCGAAAGCGGAGAAGACUUCUGGUUAUGUCUGGACAAUGUCAGGACGUGGACAAGUGCGGCUCUGACAGAUGAGAGCACGUGUCUUGAUGGGUUUGGAGGGAAAGCCAUGGAUGGAGAGCUUAAAAGCUUAAUCAGAGAACACAUUCUGCGUGUGGCACAAGAUACGAGCAAUGCAUUGGCUUUGAUCAAUGUAUUUGCUUCCAAGCAUUGAAGAUAUUGCAAAGGUUUGGUCCUGGGGGACUGGUGUUUUACUCUUGGAUUUCUCUUCUUUUGUGUGUGUUUUGGUUUGGUUCCGAGUCAUCAGUUUUCGCUUACUACAUUGUUAUAUGACAAAUCACCUACGGGCUCACAUAGUUGAUUUUAAAUUGGUAAAAUUAUAUAGAUCUGUAAGCCAUGUAGAGGAUGUUGCAAUAAUAUCUUUUAAAUC
Raphanus sativus (radish) is the source of this 1389-nucleotide messenger RNA. Its product is annotated as pectinesterase inhibitor 7. Gene Ontology annotation, molecular function: enzyme inhibitor activity. The record is from RefSeq and is a predicted model, not a curated record. The transcript has a single exon. NCBI's taxonomy places the organism in Eukaryota, Viridiplantae, Streptophyta, Magnoliopsida, Brassicales, Brassicaceae. Gene Ontology annotation, biological process: negative regulation of catalytic activity. Bases 568 to 1173 code for a protein of 201 amino acids.